Messenger RNA from Rhinopithecus roxellana (golden snub-nosed monkey), 1237 nucleotides. RefSeq names its product aspartate beta-hydroxylase domain containing 1 (gene ASPHD1). The record is from RefSeq and is a predicted model, not a curated record. NCBI's taxonomy places the organism in Eukaryota, Metazoa, Chordata, Mammalia, Primates, Cercopithecidae.
AUGAAGGAGGGGAGAGGGAGCUUCAACGUGGAGAGAGGACCGCGGAAGGAGAGAGAAGCCCAGAGUGGAAUGUGGAAGGGAAAUAGUCCAGCGGGGAGCCAGGGGGCAGCCAUGGAAGGGACAGGUGGGGAGCUGGGGGUACAGGGGAACUGGGGUCCGGAGGACGCCCCAGGCCUCUUGGCCAGGGCCUCCCUGACCAUGCUCCCGUGGCCACUACCCCUGGCCUCCUCGGCCCUCACCUUGCUCUUCGGGGCCCUCACUUCCCUGUUCCUCUGGUACUGCUACCGCCUGGGCUCCCAAGACAUGCAGGCCUUAGGGGCUGGGAGCCGGGCUAGGGGUGUUCGUGGUGGGCCUGUGGGAUGCUCGGAGGCCAGCGGGCCAAGCCCAAGGGGUCCUGGGGAUCCCGGGGAAGGACCUAGAACGGAAGGCCUAGUGAGCCGGCGGCUUCGGGCCUACGCAAGGCGCUACUCCUGGGCUGGGAUGGGUAGAGUGAGGCGGGCAGCUCAGGGUGGCCCAGGCCCUGGGAGAGGGCCAGGGGUCCUAGGUAUUCAGCGCCCAGACCUGCUUUUCCUACCAGACCUGCCUUCAGCCCCCUUUGUGCCGCGGGAUGCCCAGCGGCACGACGUGGAGCUCCUGGAGAGCAGCUUCCCUGCCAUUUUACGGGACUUCGGGGCUGUGAGCUGGGACUUCUCAGGGACUACCCCUCUGCCUCGGGGCUGGUCCCCACCUCUGGCCCCCGGGUGCUACCAGCUCCUGCUGUACCAAGCAGGCCGGUGCCAACCCACCAACUGCCGCCGGUGCCCGGGGGCCUAUCGGGCACUGAGGGGGCUUCGAAGCUUUAUGAGUGCCAACACCUUCGGCAAUGCCGGCUUUUCCGUUCUCCUGCCUGGGGCCCGGCUCGAGGGCCGCUGUGGGCCCACCAAUGCCCGGGUCAGAUGCCAUCUGGGCCUAAAGAUCCCUCCUGGCUGUGAGCUGGUGGUCGGCGGUGAGCCCCAGUGCUGGGCGGAGGGGCACUGUCUACUGGUGGACGACUCUUUUCUGCACACAGUGGCUCACAAUGGCUCCCCUGAAGAUGGGCCUCGAGUGGUCUUCAUCGUGGACCUCUGGCACCCCAACGUGGCAGGGGCUGAGCGUCAGGCCCUCGACUUUGUCUUCGCACCAGACCCCUGAAGGAAGGUGCUCCCUUCACACACCUGGGCUGGAGAGACACUGCGCUCAGGGACGGCUUGAUGGUAGC